Molecule: messenger RNA, 693 nt
Organism: Ornithorhynchus anatinus (platypus)
Lineage: Eukaryota; Metazoa; Chordata; Mammalia; Monotremata; Ornithorhynchidae
Gene: GATD1
Product: glutamine amidotransferase like class 1 domain containing 1
Source: RefSeq, a predicted model, not a curated record
CCCUUCCCCUUCCCCUUCCCCGCCAUCAUGGCGGCCGAGCGGCUCCCCAACAAGCCCAGCUGCCUCAUCGUGGCCAGCUCUUGCCGCCGACGGUGAGGUGUGUCGGCGCAGUCCUUCCUUCACUGCUUCACGUUGGGCAGCGUGGCCUUCAACCUUCAGGUUGCCACUCCGGGGGGGAAGGCGAUGGAUUUCGUGGACGUGAACGAGAGCAACACGCGAUGGAUCCAGGACUUCCGCCUGAAAUCCUACGCCAGCCCGGCCAAACUGGAGUCCAUCGACGGGGCCCGAUAUCACGCCGUGCUGAUUCCCAACUGCCCGGGGGCUCCGGUGGACCUGGCCAACAGCGGCUACCUGGCCCGGAUCCUCCAGCACUUCAGCGCCGAAAGCAAGCCGAUCUGCGCCAUAGGCCACGGUGUCGCUGCCUUGUGCUGCGCCACGAAAGAAGACAAGUCCUGGGUGUUCCAGGAUUACAGCAUGACGGGGCCGUCCGUCUAUGAGCUGAUCCGCCAGCCGGGCUUUGCCAGUCUGCCCAUCAUCCUGGAGGACUUCGCCAAAGACUCGGGGGCCACCUUCAGCGCCAGCCGGCCGGACGCCGUGCACGUGGUGCUGGACCGCCACCUCGUCACGGGCCAGAACGACAACUCCACCGUCGCCGCCGUGCAGAACCUGGUCUCCCUCUGCGGUGCCAGGUGA